Eubalaena glacialis (North Atlantic right whale) is the source of this 1170-nucleotide messenger RNA. It is a transcript of the gene RAB6B, whose product is annotated as RAB6B, member RAS oncogene family. The record is from RefSeq and is a predicted model, not a curated record. Bases 388 to 1014 code for a protein of 208 amino acids. The transcript is spliced from 8 exons. Lineage: Eukaryota; Metazoa; Chordata; Mammalia; Artiodactyla; Balaenidae. Gene Ontology annotation, molecular function: GTPase activity; GTP binding.
CCGACUAGUGCGGCUAGGGAGAGCGCUCCUCCGCCCUGCGCGCAGUCCCUGCGCCCCGCUCCGCCCGCGCCUCGCUGUUCGCGCCGCGCCUCGGGCGUCCAGAGCGCGCCCCUCGCACCGCAUCAAGCGCCGCCCGCGGCAGCCCAGCCCCAGCCUUCCUCCUCCUCCUCUUCUUUCUUUCUCCUCCUCCUUCUCCUCCGCCGCCGGACACGCAGCCGCAGGCCGGGGCUGGGACGCAGCUGGGGAGUCAGGGACGCGCGCAGCCAGCCCUUCCCCCUCCGGCUCCCGCACCGCCGGCCGCCUCCCCUCGCCCUCCUCCUCUCCCCUCCCUGCUCCUUCGCUUCUCCUCCUCCUCCUCCUCCUCUCCCAGCCCAGGCUGCCAGCACCAUGUCCGCAGGGGGAGAUUUUGGGAACCCACUGAGAAAAUUCAAGUUGGUGUUCUUGGGGGAGCAGAGUGUCGGAAAGACGUCUCUGAUCACGCGGUUCAUGUAUGACAGCUUCGACAACACGUACCAGGCAACCAUUGGGAUUGACUUCUUGUCAAAAACCAUGUACUUGGAGGACCGUACGGUGCGACUGCAGCUCUGGGACACAGCCGGCCAGGAGAGGUUCCGCAGCCUGAUCCCCAGCUACAUCCGGGACUCCACGGUGGCCGUGGUGGUGUACGACAUCACAAAUCUCAACUCCUUCCAACAGACCUCUAAGUGGAUCGAUGAUGUCAGAACAGAGAGGGGCAGCGACGUCAUCAUCAUGCUGGUGGGCAACAAGACGGACCUGGCCGACAAGAGGCAGAUAACCAUCGAGGAAGGGGAGCAGCGCGCCAAAGAACUGAGCGUUAUGUUCAUCGAGACCAGCGCGAAGACCGGCUACAACGUGAAGCAGCUCUUCCGACGUGUGGCCUCGGCUCUGCCUGGAAUGGAGAAUGUCCAGGAGAAAAGCAAAGAAGGCAUGAUCGACAUCAAGCUGGACAAACCCCAGGAGCCUCCAGCCAGCGAGGGUGGCUGCUCCUGCUAAUGCAGCCUGACCGCAGGCUUCCUUUGACACUACUCGCUUGUUGUGUUGCUUCCUAUUGGUUAGCUUCCUAAGGGGGGUGGGAGAUGAGCUUAUCCAGAUGGGAGGACUUUUCUUUUCUCUCUGUCUCUAGGAGUCGGGUGGGGUGGGGAGGGAGGC